CACCAAAAGCAUCACGCAUGACCAGAGUCGAGCCGCCCAGUCGUAGUUGUUCCGCCACGGACGGUUGCUAUUCUCGUAAGAGGUGAGAUCGAAGCAGUCACGCAUAUCCGUCUCCCGCUCUCCAAUCACCAAUCACAUUCAGUCGGAGCCAAGCAGCAGGUGCUUGAUCCAAAAGUCAGGGACCUGAGGAUGAACGCGGCCGUCAGUGCGGCGGUGUGGGUGGUAGGCAAGGCGCUGGCCCAAGUUUCGGAUGGAUUGCUGGAGAGCUGGGCGUCCAGUGACAGUCUCGACCCCAACAUCAGCGCCCUCAAGAGGCAGCUGUUGCGUGCGCAGGGGAUACUCUACACCGCGCACGACAGAGAGUUCAUCACCCACCCUGCCCUCAAGGAGCUGCUGCACGUGUUGCGGCAGCUCGCGGACGGGGCCGACAAUGUGCUCGAUGAGCUGGACUACUUCCGCAUCCACGACAAGCUCGACAAUAUCUAUGAUGCCGCCGAUAGCCAUCCCGAGGGUUGCAUCUGUUAAACACAUAUUCAUGUCAUGUUGGAGUCCAGACUUGGCACACAAGGAGAUGUCCAGGAGAUAGACUAGGUUGUUAGACAAGUAGUUCAAUAUCUUGUAAAUCUCUUAUCUCUUUAUCUCUUCCUCCCCAAGUUGUAAUCUUCUCCAACAAACUUGUAUGCGCUAUUUGCCAGAGAGGUGCGCCCCUGCAGCCUAUAACAUGCAACGCGCCCCCUCACAUCGAGGGUAAGACGCUUU
Molecule: messenger RNA, 759 nt
Organism: Triticum dicoccoides
Lineage: Eukaryota; Viridiplantae; Streptophyta; Magnoliopsida; Poales; Poaceae
Exons: 2
Coding region: 190-525 (111 amino acids)
Source: RefSeq, a predicted model, not a curated record